AUGUACAUACUCCCGACGCUGGCGAUAUUGCAACGUUCCCUACUACAUCGUUUUUCACUGAGAUCAGUCAUGACCACGUCGGUACCGCUGAUUUCCAGGAAGGACUUGACAUACCUUAGGCAAAACGAAGCCUCGAAAAUCGACGAGGAACUCUUUUCGAAGUAUGGCUUCAAAGUCGAACAAUUGAUGGAACUAGCCGGAUUAGCAUGUGCUAAAGCUGUUCAUGCUCAGUAUUCAAAAGGGAAAACACUUGUGUUGUGUGGCCCUGGUAACAACGGUGGUGAUGGAUUUGUAUGCGCUCGGCAUCUGCAACAGUUCGUGGGUUUCAAUUUUGCUUCUUUUUCAUAUUCAAAACUCUUCGUUUCCAACUUUCCUUUUCUUUUUUUUCCAUUAAAAAAUCGUUCGGUCCAAUGUUGGAUAGUGUUUCUCCGACGUUCAAAAGACGUUGUGUUAGAGAGUAAAACGAAAAUCUUCUGUGGAGGCUUAUCACAUCAUUUGCGUCACUGGCUUUUUAGUAACCCUCUUGGUAACGUGAAUCAUUGA
Messenger RNA from Haemonchus placei, 543 nucleotides. NCBI's taxonomy places the organism in Eukaryota, Metazoa, Nematoda, Chromadorea, Rhabditida, Trichostrongylidae. The record is from the annotation of a GenBank genome assembly.